UACAUAAGCCUUUGUCCAUUGGAAAGUGUUUUCAUUUGUGCCUCAACAUCUAACUCUGGAACGCUGAGUUUUGGAUCACCGACUCAUUGGGCUGUUCAAGAAGUCGAUGAUGUGACAUGAAUCAUCCCACAGAAGUUGAUACUCUUAUCACUCCUUGGUUUGUUGGAGGGGGGCAGGUGGACUCUACUAAAACACAUUUAUGCUGCUUACUUCAACCUAGCUUCUUUAGAAAAUGCAUUGCUCCAGACGGAAGCGGCUGAGGCUCAGCCGAGUCUUGUUUCUUCUCUCUGGAGUUUUCCUUUGCACCGUCUACCAGCUUACCACGAGUGCCCGAUUGUACGAGCCUUUCCCAUUGCCACAGAUCGGAGAGGAUACAAGAGAAGGUUCAACAGAGGGUGUUGAGGAAACCACAGCAGAACCUGGGGUACUUGAGGAACAAUUCACUGCAACACCUGAGUUAGAGCCCACAGAUCAGACAACAACAGCAACGGGUGUGAUUCGAAGUGCAGAUAAGAAUUUACAUACAACUACAGCAUCCACCACCACUGAAUCACCACUGCCGCCAACCACAAAUCGGACUAUUUUCCGUUGCAUCUAUGUGACCCCUGAACCUCCUGGAGAGACACCCACCCCAGCUCCUGCUCCUCCAGUUAUAACUGUCACUCCAGCUUCGCCUGGCCAAGCUCCACCGGUUAAAGGUGAAUACCCCAAAGAUAUCUUCUCCAUUGAAGAUCGCAGACGAGGAUGGGUGAUUCUCCACAUUUUGGGGAUGACAUAUAUGUUUGUGUCUCUUGCCAUUGUCUGUGAUGAGUUCUUUGUGCCUGCACUGGGUGUGAUCACAGACAAAUUAGCCAUUUCUGAUGACGUAGCUGGAGCCACCUUCAUGGCAGCUGGAGGUUCUGCACCUGAGCUUUUUACCUCAUUGAUUGGAGUCUUCAUCGCCCAUAGCAACGUAGGCAUUGGAACCAUUGUCGGUUCGGCAGUUUUUAACAUUUUGUUUGUCAUUGGAAUGUGUGCUUUGUUUUCUCGAGAGGUUCUCCAUCUAACCUGGUGGCCACUUUUUAGAGAUGUGUCUUUCUACAUACUUGACCUCAUCUUGCUGAUCAUCUUCUUCCUGGACAAUGUCAUUGUGUGGUGGGAGAGCAUGAUGCUGGUGGGAUGUUACUCUCUUUAUGUCAUCUUUAUGAAAUAUAAUGUGCAGCUGGAGCAAACAUUCAAAGCCCAACUCCACAAACACAAGAGCAUCGUGAAGGUUAUUGCUGUGGAGGAACCCCAGAAGACAAAUGGGAACAGUCAAGAUAAUGCCCUUCCUGCUCCAGAGGACAAGAAUCGGUUGAAGUUAAAACCAUCCCUUCAGCGAGGGGGGAGUUCAGCUUCUUUACACAACAGCACCAUGAGAAACACCAUCUUCCAACUUAUGAUUCAUACAUUAGACCCACUAGGAGAGGGGAAAUUCAGAGAUAAAGCUGAAAGUCUGACCAGUGUGGCUAGACGGAAGUCAGAGACCAAACCUCAAGACAAAACUGAAGAUAACGAAUCUAAAAAGGACGAGCCAAAAGAGCCAGAGGCUUCCCCAGACUCAGACACAGAGAAGAAGGAUCAAACAGAAGAAAAGAAGGUACUCUCCAUCCAUGUCCAGGUGGCUUUGAAAAAGCCCAGAAGUCAGUCUUUGAUACCUGUCUAUGACGAUGUGCCAGCAGAACAGAGUGGUUCAGAUGGAUCAGAGGAUUCAGGCAGUGAGGCCGAGGACAGUGACGAUGACAGUGAUGAUUUCAGUGAAGAAGAAGACGAUGAUGAUGAAGAUGAAGAUGAUGAAGAUAAAGAAAAAGAGGACGAACCUUUAUCUUUGCAAUGGCCCGAUACACGACGCAGGCAAGCCACAUACCUGUUGUUGCUGCCAAUUGUCUUCCCUCUGUGGCUCACGGUUCCUGAUGUUCGUAACCAGAAAUCCAGAAAGUUCUUUGUGAUCACGUUCUUGGGAUCUAUCAUGUGGAUUGCCGUCUUCUCCUAUCUUAUGGUGUGGUGGGCUCAUCAGGUAGGAGAGACAAUCGGGAUCUCAGAGGAGAUCAUGGGCCUGACAAUCCUGGCAGCAGGGACCUCCAUUCCUGAUCUUAUAACCAGUGUGAUUGUUGCUCGUAAAGGACUGGGAGACAUGGCGGUUUCCAGUUCUGUGGGCAGCAACAUCUUUGACAUCACUAUGGGUCUCCCAGUCCCGUGGCUCAUGUACUCCUCCAUCCACGGUUUGGCACCAGUUGCCGUCAGCAGCAACGGGCUCUUCUGUGCCAUUGUGCUGCUCUUCCUCAUGCUCCUCUUUGUCAUCAUCUCCAUCGCAGCCUGUAAAUGGAAGAUGAAUAAGGUUUUGGGUUUCACCAUGUUCCUCCUGUACUUCAUCUUCCUGGUGCUCAGCGUAAUGCUGGAAGAUCGAAUCAUUGUUUGCCCCGUUUCCAUCUGAAUGUGGAAACACAAACUUUCUCAGCAGACUGGGACUUGAAGCAGAAAGGUUGACCCUGCACCUCUUCAGAUCGCACGAGUCUGGGACAGAGCUCACCUUAAUACUGAAGUAUUUUUUCUACACACUUUGGCAUUUCUUAAGCAGAGGUUGCAUAUAAAAAUGACAUUUAUUAUGUUUAAUACUGUAUAGUUGCUCCUUUUAGCAAAAAUAUUUGAGCAAUUUCUACUUUAUAAUUUAUAACAAAGUUUAUUUAUAUGGCAGUUUAAAAGCAACAUGCCGACCAAAGUGCUGUAAAGCACUAUAAACGGACCAAUUAAAGCAAGAAAGGAAAAACUUACAAUAAUAGUGUGAGAAACCCACCAAAAGCCAGCAAAUAAAAGUGUUUUCAGCCUGGAUUUAAAGACCAGCACUCAAGAAGACUGUCUAAUACUAGGAAUAAUGGGAAAAUCAGUCUACAGCUUUAGGACCACAACUGAGAAUGCUCAGUCUCAUCUAAGUUUCAGUUGUGAUUUAGCUGGUGACAUAAGACUGAAGGAGACGGACAAAUGUACAGGUGCCAGACAAUUUGAUGAUUUAUUGCAGAUUUUAAAAACAACUGGAAGCCAGAGUAAUAUGUUCA
Nothobranchius furzeri (turquoise killifish) is the source of this 3071-nucleotide messenger RNA. RefSeq names its product solute carrier family 24 member 1 (gene slc24a1). NCBI's taxonomy places the organism in Eukaryota, Metazoa, Chordata, Actinopteri, Cyprinodontiformes, Nothobranchiidae. Gene Ontology annotation, biological process: intracellular calcium ion homeostasis; calcium ion transmembrane transport. Gene Ontology annotation, molecular function: calcium, potassium:sodium antiporter activity; calcium channel activity. The record is from RefSeq and is a predicted model, not a curated record. Gene Ontology annotation, cellular component: plasma membrane.